This is a messenger RNA of Myotis brandtii (Brandt's bat), 1284 nucleotides long. It is a transcript of the gene GSTZ1, whose product is annotated as glutathione S-transferase zeta 1. The coding region runs from base 194 to 844 and encodes 216 amino acids. Gene Ontology annotation, biological process: L-phenylalanine catabolic process; glutathione metabolic process. Gene Ontology annotation, cellular component: cytoplasm; mitochondrion. Gene Ontology annotation, molecular function: maleylacetoacetate isomerase activity; glutathione transferase activity. NCBI's taxonomy places the organism in Eukaryota, Metazoa, Chordata, Mammalia, Chiroptera, Vespertilionidae. The record is from RefSeq and is a predicted model, not a curated record. The transcript is spliced from 9 exons.
CAAUUCCCAGCAGCGCCGGGCCUGGGGCGUGGCGAGCUAGGAGGGACCAUAAAGAUCAUUCUAGUCCAACCCCGCGCUUUCCCCAGACGGAAGCCUGGGUUCCGAGGUGUCGGUGUCCCAGGGGCCUCAGGCGUCGACGAGUCGGGGAGUCCCAGGCGCGAUUUCCUGAACGAGGGGUCGCCGGAAGUGCGAGAUGCAAGUGGGGAAGCCCAUCCUCUAUUCCUAUUUCCGAAGCUCGUGCUCCUGGAGAGUUCGAAUCGCUCUGGCCUUGAAGAGCAUCGACUAUGAAACAGUGCCCAUCAACCUCAUAAAGGAUGGGGGCCAGCAGUUCUCCAAAGAAUUCCAGGCACUUAACCCCAUGAAGCAGGUGCCAGCCCUGAAGAUCGAUGGCAUCACCAUUGGCCAGUCGCUGGCCAUCAUCGAGUACCUGGAGGAGACUCGGCCCACUCCGCGGCUCCUGCCUCAGGACCCAAAGAAGAGGGUCCUUGUGCGCAUGAUUUCCGACCUCAUCGCUGGCGGCAUCCAGCCCCUGCAGAACCUGUCUAUCCUGAAGCAAGUAGGACAGGAGAACCAGCUGGCCUGGGCCCAGAAGGCCAUCAGUUCUGGCUUUAACGCCUUGGAGCAGAUCCUGCAGAGCACAGCGGGGAAAUACUGCGUGGGAGACGAGGUGUCCAUGGCUGACCUCUGCUUAGUGCCUCAGGUGGCAAAUGCUGAAAGGUACAAGGUGGAUCUCACUCCCUACCCUACCAUCACCCGUAUCAACAAGGCACUGCUGGCCCUGGAGGCCUUCCAAGUGUCUCACCCCUGCCGGCAGCCAGACACGCCCCCGGAGCUGAGGGCCUAGCUCUCAAACCAUGCCCACUGGUGCAGGAGCAGAAGCUGGGCGGGCUGAACAGGCCUGAAAAUGAGCAAGCCCUAACUGGAGAAGCAGAAGACUUGCACUCCUGGCCCUUGAACUUAAACUGUAGCUGUGGAUCUGCCUUAACACUGAACCUCAUUCUGCCUUCAUCCCCUCAUCUGUCAAAUGCAGUCAGGAUGGGGUGGGAGGAUGCUGGGAGGGAGGGAAGUAGGGAGGGAGGGAGGAACAUUACCUGCUCCCUAAGUCACGGUGCAGUCAUUAAGGUGAAGUGAGAAUGCAGACUGAACUGCCUGGUAAGUUUACCGGAGAGCCAUAGGAAGUCUGUGUGCCACCUCCCAAACCCUCUACUGUACCUGACUCCAAAGAAUGCCCACCCUGCAAUUUGAUCAUUAAACUGAAGCCCAGGGCUCCUGGUUGUUCAUUAA